CUCUCUCUCUCUCUCUCUCUCCUUUCCUCUGUCUUGAAAUAAAAAAAAAGGAGAGGGAAAGCUAAGAAAAAUAAUAAAAUUCAUUUUUGGAUUACUGUUUUGAUAUCGGUUACUCGCGAAAUCUAAAACUCCACGGGGCAAAAUGAACGGUGGAGAUAACCGACGGCGGGACCGCCGAGACCUUCGAAGCUCUAAGAAGCAGAAGAAGCUGAUCCGCAGCGCAGAAGAGGAGCUCGAGUCCAAGCUCGGCUUCGAUCUCUUCUCCGAAGGGGAAAAGCGCCUUGGAUGGCUACUUACUUUCGCUUCCUCAUCUUGUGAGGAUGCGGAUACAGGAAAAGUAUAUAGUUGCGUCGAUCUUUAUUUUGUCUCUCAGGAUGGCUCUUGUUUUAAGUCAAAGUUCAAAUUUCGUCCUUACUUUUACGUGGCUGCGAAGGACAAAGCAGAAAUGGAUGUGGAAGCAUAUUUGAGAAGACGAUAUGAAAGUCAGAUUGCAGAGAUUGAAAUUGUGGAAAAGGAAGAUCUUGAUCUUAAAAACCAUUUGUCUGGUCUACACAAACGUUAUUUAAAAAUAGCUUUUGACACUGUUCAACAAUUGAUGGAUGUAAAGAAAGAUCUAGUGCAUGUUGUUGAAAGAAACCAUGCAAAAUUUGAAGCUGCUGAAGCAUAUGAGUCGAUAUUAAUGGGGAAAAGAGAACAAAGACCUCUGGAUUUUUUAGAUUAUAUAGUUGAUCUCCGUGAGUUUGAUGUUCCCUACCAUGUUCGCUUUGCCAUUGACAAUGAUGUGAGAUGUGGGCAGUGGUAUGAUGUCAGUGUAUCCAGUACAGGAGUCAUUCUGGAGAAGAGGACUGAUCUUCUGCAACGUGCUGAAGUGCGUGUCUGUGCAUUUGAUAUUGAGACUACAAAGCUUCCUUUGAAAUUUCCUGAUGCUGAGUAUGAUUUAAUAAUGAUGAUAUCAUACAUGGUUGAUGGACAAGGAUAUCUGAUUAUUAACAGAGAGUGUGUAGGGCAAGAUAUAGAGGACUUGGAGUAUACUCCAAAACCGGAAUUUCAAGGGUAUUUCACAGUCACAAAUGUGAAAAAUGAGGUAGAACUUCUCCGGCAGUGGUUUGCUCACAUGCAAGAGGUGAAGCCUGGUAUUUUUGUCACAUAUAAUGGUGAUUACUUUGACUGGCCAUUCAUAGAAAGCAGAGCUGCUUAUCAUGGGUUUAAAAUGAGUGAUGAGGUAGGAUUUCGAUGUGACAAGAAUCAGGGGGAAUGUCGAGCCAAAUUUGCUUGUCAUUUGGAUUGUUUUGCUUGGGUCAAACGUGAUAGUUAUCUUCCUCAGGGGAGCCAAGGCCUAAAGGCUGUUACAAAGGCAAAGCUGGGUUAUGAUCCACUGGAGGUGAAUCCAGAGGAUAUGGUUCGAUUUGCAAAGGAAAAGCCCCAGAUGAUGGCCUCCUAUUCUGUUUCCGACGCUGUUGCAACUUACUACUUGUAUAUGACCUAUGUUCAUCCCUUUAUUUUCUCUCUGGCAACUAUUAUUCCCAUGUCGCCUGAUGAGGUUUUGCGCAAAGGAAGCGGGACACUUUGUGAAAUGCUUCUAAUGGUGCAGGCUUACAAGGCAAAUGUUAUCUGUCCUAACAAACACCAAUCUGACCCUGAGAAGUUCUAUAAGAAUCACCUACUUGAGAGUGAGACCUAUAUAGGUGGCCAUGUGGAAUGCCUUGAAAGUGGCGUCUUCAGAUCUGAUCUUCCAACUAGUUUUAAGACUGAUCCAUCUGCCUAUGAGCAACUUAUCAGUAAUCUUGAUCGGGAUCUACAAUAUGCUAUUAGAGUUGAGGGGAAGAUGGAUUUGGAAUCAGUCUCUAAUUAUGAUGAAGUAAAGAAUGAAAUAAUAGAAAAGCUAGUAAAGUUGCGAGAUGAACCUAUCCGUGAUGAAUGUCCUCUCAUUUAUCAUUUAGACGUGGCUGCAAUGUACCCAAAUAUUAUUUUGACAAAUAGGCUUCAGCCACCAUCAAUUGUUACAGAUGAGGUCUGUACUGCAUGUGAUUUCAAUCGCCCAGACAAGACUUGUCUCCGGAAACUUGAAUGGGUUUGGCGUGGGGAGAUAUUCAUGGCAAAGAAAAGUGAUUAUUACCACUUGAAGAAGCAAAUUGAGUCUGAAUUUUUUGAUGGUACUGAGAGUCAGUUGUCAAAAUCUUUGCUUGACCUGCCUAAGCUGGAGCAACAAUCUAGGCUGAAAGACCGUUUGAAGAAAUAUUGUCAGAAGGUAUAUAAACGAGUUUUGGAUAAGCCAGUUACUGAACUUCGAGAAGCAGGGAUCUGCAUGCGUGAAAACCCUUUUUAUGUUGACACUGUCCGAAGCUUUCGAGAUAGAAGGUAUGAAUACAAAGGACUUAAUAAAGUUUGGAAGGGGAAGUUGUCAGACGCCAAGGCUGGUGGAAAUCCUAUGAAGAUCCAAGAAGCACAAGACAUGGUAGUGCUUUAUGAUUCCUUACAACUUGCCCAUAAGUGUAUUCUGAACUCAUUCUAUGGAUAUGUCAUGCGCAAAGGUGCAAGGUGGUACUCGAUGGAAAUGGCUGGUGUAGUUACAUAUACUGGUGCUAAAAUUAUUCAGAAUGCUCGCUUACUUGUUGAAAAAAUUGGGAAACCACUUGAACUAGACACAGAUGGUAUCUGGUGUGCACUUCCUGGGUCUUUUCCUGAAAACUUUACUUUCAAAACUAAAGACUCAAAGAAGAAGCUGACAAUCUCUUAUCCGUGUGUAAUGCUUAAUGUUGAUGUGGCAAGAAACAAUACAAAUGAUCAAUACCAGACACUUAUAGAUCCUGUCAAUAAAACAUAUGCAACUCAUAGUGAAUGCUCAAUUGAAUUUGAAGUGGAUGGACCAUACAAGGCGAUGAUUCUACCUGCUUCUAAGGAAGAAGGAAUUUUAAUUAAGAAAAGAUAUGCUGUUUUUAACGAUGAUGGAACCCUUGCUGAACUUAAAGGUUUUGAGAUAAAACGUAGAGGUGAGCUGAAACUCAUCAAAGUUUUCCAGGCUGAGCUUUUUGAUAAGUUCCUCAAUGGGUCCACCUUAGAGGAAUGUUACUCAGCUGUUGCUGCUGUUGCAAAUCGCUGGCUUGAUCUUCUUGACAAUCAAGGAAAGGAUAUUGCGGAUAGUGAGUUACUAGAUUACAUAUCAGAAUCUAGCACAAUGAGCAAGUCUUUAGCAGACUAUGGUGAGCAAAAGUCAUGUGCAGUGACCACGGCAAGGCGUCUAGCUGAUUUUCUUGGUGAUACUAUGGUUAAAGAUAAAGGACUGCGUUGCCAGUAUAUAGUGGGAUGUGAACCAAGAGGUACACCUGUUAGUGAGCGUGCUAUUCCUGUUGCAAUAUUUGAAACUGAUGCUGAAAUAAUGAAGUUCUAUCUACGCAAGUGGUGCAAAACUUCUUCCGAUGUUGGCAUACGUUCCAUUGUUGACUGGUCAUAUUACAAGCAACGGCUUAGUUCAGCGAUUCAGAAAAUUAUCACUAUUCCUGCUGCAAUGCAAAAGGUUGCAAACCCCGUCCCUAGAGUAGCUCAUCCUGAUUGGCUGCAUAAAAAGGUUCGUGAGAAGGAGGAUAAAUUUCGUCAAAGAAAGUUAGUUGAUAUCUUUAGCUCAUCAGGCAGAGAUGAUAUAAUGAAAAAGGCAGGUGAUGCUGUUACUGCCAAUCAUGUGGUUGUUGGAGAUUUAGAAGACUUCCAAAAUAAAAGACGAAAGUCUGAAAAAGCACCUACACCAAUUGUUCGUUGUUAUGAAGUCAAUGAUGAUCAACAUCCUGUCAGGGAAGUCGUCCAAGCCAAUUCUCUGCAACACCAAACUGAACAUAGAGGAAGUGCACACCAGCUUUCAUCGCCAUUGUUGCCAAAUGUUCAGUCCACUGAAAACAUUGACAGAAAUGUUGAUUAUCAAGGAUGGCUUGAAUUGAAGAAGAGAAAAUGGAAGGAUAGUCUCGAAAGGAGGAAGAGGCAAAGGUUGGGUAAUCAAAGAACUUCACAGCAUGCCAGUAGCACUUCUGAGCUGCUGCGUGGUGUGGAAAACAAUAAAGAUGCCCGGGGAAGAACUGGUGUUGGUUCAUAUUUUAGGAGGCAUGACGCAUCUCUAACAAAUACCCAUUGGCAGAUUAUACAGCUAGUCCCAGGUUCACACAAUGGCCAAUUUUUUGCUUGGGUUGUUGUUGAAGGAAUUAUGCUUAAGGUUCCUAUAACUGUUCCAAGAGUGUUCUAUUUGAACUCUAAAGCAACCGUAUCAGAAAGUUUUCCUGGAAGGCGGGUAAACAAGACUCUUCCUCAUGCAAGGCAGAGCUAUAACCUAAUUGAGGUUAUAAUUGAUGAAGAUCAAUUUAGGAGGGAGAGCAAGAAACUCGCAGCUCUCCUCUCUGAUCCAGAAAUUGAGGGGAUAUAUGAAAGAAAGGUGCCACUGGAGUUUAAUGCUAUUCUCCAGCUUGGUUGUGUUUGUAAAGCAGAUAAGACAGCUAAGAAACGAAAUGCCCAGGAUGGUUGGAGUCUGAGCGAAUUACACAUGAAGACUACAACAGAAUGUGCUUACCUGGAGCAGGCAAUCUCUUUCUUUUACUUGUAUCAUAGUAUCUGUGAAGGCCGUGCCAUCUAUGCUGGCUAUUUUUCUUCAUUGCAAGCAGUACACGUGGUGGUAGUUAAUCCUCACCACGAAAAUGAAAUUUUAUCUCCAUAUAUCCUUGAGAAAUAUUUUCAUGAAGCUUGCCAGGCAUUGUCUAUUGAACCACUAGCUCGUAAUGGUAUAGCUUUCAAGGUGAACUAUGUUGAAUAUGUCAAGGAUGCUGAAAAGAUUUUACAAAGAGCUAUAAGUGAACAAAGACAUGAACAUCAAGGACCUACUGUUGCGGUCAUUGAAUGCCCAAACACACAAUCAAUGAAGUCAGGCAUACGAGCUCUCGAAGAUUUCCCUUGUGUGAGCAUACCUUCCAAUGCUCGUGAUAAUGAUUAUCAGCUGCUUGUGUGGCAACAAACAACUGCAAAAAUUGGAAUGCAGCGGUGUGCUGCGUCAUCUCAGUGGUUGAGUGAGAGGAUCUCUCUCUCAAGAUAUGCACAUGUACCAUUGGGCAAUUUUGAACUUGAUUGGCUAUUAUUUACAGCAGAUGUCUUCUUUUCUAGAGCUCUACGUGAUCAACAACAGGUACUCUGGAUAUCCGAUGAUGGUGUUCCUGACCUAGGAGGCACUGGUGAAGAAGAUAUAUGUUAUGCUGAUGAGGUCCAUCAACCUGUUGUUACAUACCCUGGAGCAUAUAGAAAAGUUUCUGUGGAGCUAAAGAUUCAUAACCUGGCUGUGGAUGCUCUUUUAAAAAGCAACCAAAUCAAUGAAAUGGAAGGAGGAGCUUUAUUAGGAUUUGACCAAGAUGUGAAUUCCGGAAAUGAACAGUGUGGUUUUGAUGAAGCUACCUCAUCUGCAGCUGCAUUUCGAGUCUUGAAACAACUGAUACAGAGGUGUCUUGCUGAUGCAGUUUCGUCAGGAAAUGUGUUUGCUGAUGCAAUACUGCAGCAUCUAUAUCGGUGGCUUUGCAGUCCUCAGUCAAAGCUUCAUGAUCCAGCUCUUCAUCGUAUACUUCACAAGGUCAUGCAAAAGGUGUUUGCUUUGCUGUUGGCUGAAUUUCGCAAAUUGGGUGCAGCAAUUAUAUUUGCAGACUUCUCUAAGGUUAUCAUUGACACAGGCAAAUAUGAUAUCUCAGCAGCCAAAGCUUAUUCUGAUAGCUUGCUGAAAGCUCUGCAGAAUAGAGAACUAUUUGAAUGGAUCGAGCUUGAGCCAAUUCACUUCUGGCAUUCCUUGCUUUUUAUGGAUCAGUACAACUACGGGGGAAUCCUGGCGGGAUCUGAUGAAAAUUCACAAGAUAAGUCGGAAGUGGAUAUUGUUUCAAGCUGGAAUAUUGCCCAGUAUUUACCUGAGAAAAUUCAGGAUCAUUUUGUUCUAAUUGUCUCCGAGUUUUUGCAUACCCCCUGGAAAUAUGCACAAGACCAAGCUGCAAAUAGAACAUCCUCGCUGGAUGGUAGUUUAUGCACUCCAUCAAUCACUAUCACAGCUGCUGAGAGUUUUGAAGCACAUAUUGUGAAAUAUCUCAAAGAGCAGAUUAGCUCUUACUUCACGGAAAAACUUCUAGGAAUUGUUCGUGAUAUUGUUCUUCAUAUGAAAGGGUUGAGCAGAUCUGAAAAUGAUAAACAGGGUGCACAUAGGGUUCUUCAGCUUGCUAGGAAUGUCAACAGAGGGGAUGCUGCACUGGAGUUUAUUAAGCAUGUCUGUGCUGUUCUGGCCCUUGACCAUAAUGUUCAGCAUGAUGUUCUGGUGCUAAGAAAGAAUCUGCUGAAAUAUGCACGCAUUAGGGAGUUUGCUCCAGAAGCUGAGUUUCAUGAUCCAUGCCCUUCUUUCAUCUUACCAAAUGUGAUCUGCAGCUACUGCAACGAUUGCAGAGACCUGGAUUUAUGCCGUGACUCAGCUUUACUGGCUGACGAAUGGCGCUGUGCUGUGCCCCAGUGUGGGCAGCCGUAUGAUCGCGAGGUGAUGGAGAAUGCUCUUCUUCAAAUUGUACGUCAAAGAGAGCGUCUGUACCAUCUGCAGGAUCUGUUGUGCUGUAGGUGCAGACAGGUGAAAGCUGCACAUUUAGCGGAACAAUGUUCGUGUGCUGGCUCAUUUAGAUGUAAAGAAGAUGUCUCUGAAUUUCGAAGCAAAAUGCAGAUAUUCCUGAACAUAGCCAUCCAGAAAAAGUUUCAACUCCUCCAGGAGUGUACCUCAUGGAUUUUAGAAAUCAACUUGUAGUCAACCCGGCCUCUCUUAUAUCACAUAUGAAAUGUAUAUACACAUAUAUUCAUUUAUCACAUAUGUUUUUUUUUAUUAUUAAAUGUAUAUAUUUGAAAUGUACUAAUAUACACGUAUAUGUCAUAAGUUUCGAGGCUAUCCCAAUUAAUGAAAUUUGGUUCACAUA
Molecule: messenger RNA, 6950 nt
Organism: Theobroma umbraticum
Lineage: Eukaryota; Viridiplantae; Streptophyta; Magnoliopsida; Malvales; Malvaceae
Product: DNA polymerase epsilon catalytic subunit A-like
Biological process (GO): base-excision repair, gap-filling; mitotic cell cycle; leading strand elongation
Cellular component (GO): epsilon DNA polymerase complex; nucleus
Molecular function (GO): zinc ion binding; single-stranded DNA 3'-5' DNA exonuclease activity; DNA binding
Source: RefSeq, a predicted model, not a curated record